Molecule: messenger RNA, 2339 nt
Organism: Boleophthalmus pectinirostris (great blue-spotted mudskipper)
Lineage: Eukaryota; Metazoa; Chordata; Actinopteri; Gobiiformes; Gobiidae
Gene: dclk1a
Product: doublecortin-like kinase 1a
Exons: 18
Coding region: 169-2331 (720 amino acids)
Biological process (GO): protein phosphorylation; intracellular signal transduction
Molecular function (GO): protein kinase activity; ATP binding
Source: RefSeq, a predicted model, not a curated record
GCCGGCUUUAAGGGGGUAGGCUACUGCAUUGUGGACCCCUCUCUUUACUCUCUGAAUUAUAGUUUCUUUGUAUAAAGAGUUUCAUUAAAGACUGUCACGCUGGAGGUUACCGAGGAGUUGAUCUCUCGAGUUGAUAGUACCGGUGUCCUUGUAAGCCUCGGAUACGCCAUGGAGACGGAGCACUUUGACGAUCGGGACAAGGGACAGAGGCAUAGCCGAUCUAGCGCCAAGAUGAACGGGGUCAUGAGUCCCACGCACAGCGCCCACUGCAGCCUGUACCGGACACGCACCCUCAAGACCCUCAGCUCCGAAAAGCGAGCCAAGAAAGUGCGCUUCUACCGCAAUGGGGACAGGUACUUCAACGGGAUUGUCUACGCCAUUUCUGCAGACAGGUUUCGCACUUUUGACGCCCUCCUGGCUGACCUCACGCGCUCACUGUCCGAUAAUGUGAAUCUGCCCCAAGGCGUGCGCACCAUCUACACCCUGGAUGGGUCCAAGAAGAUCUCCAAUAUUGAGCAGCUUGUGGAAGGUGACAGCUACGUCUGCAGCUCCAUUGAAGCGUACAAAAAGUUGGAUUACACAAAAAACGUCAACCCCAACUGGUCCGUGAAUGUCAAAGCAGCAGCAGCUUCCCGUGGGCCUGCGUCUCUGGGCAGUGCCAAGACUCAACAGGAGUUCCGGGAAUGCAAGGACUUCAUCCGCCCCAAACUGGUUACCGUGGUGAGGAGCGGAGUCAAGCCCCGUAAAGCUGUCCGAAUCCUCCUCAACAAGAAGACAGCACACUCCUAUGAGCAGGUGCUGACGGACAUCACAGAUGCCAUAAAGCUGGACUCUGGAGUGGUCAAGAAGAUCUACACACUAGAGGGGAAACUGGUGUCAUGCCUGCAGGAUUUUUUCGGUGAUGAGGACAUCUUUGUGGCAUGUGGACCAGAGAAGUAUCGUUACCAGGAUGAUCUGAUGCUGGAUGAAACAGAGUGUCGGAUGAUGAAGUCAGUGAACUAUGGGAAAAUGUCCUCGUCCCUUAACAGAUGCUCCCCCAGAACUGUCCAGGCCCUGCGCAGCAAGUCCCCCGCUUCUGUGAACGGGACGCCGGCCAGUCAGCUGUCCACCCCGCUCUCCGGAAAGUCUCCCUGCCCCUCCCCCAUCAGCCCCAACAACGUCAACCAACGCCGGGGGUCCCAGGGGUCUUCCUCGUCUCUGUCUUCUGCAAAAGUGUCCAGUCCAGAAGAGGAGAGGAAUGGCACUACUCCUGAAGUGGAGGUUCCAGUAGACGAGGUUCCUGCCGUGCCAUCCUACAUCUCGGAUCGGUACAGAGUGGGACGCAUGCUCGGGGAUGGGAACUUCGCUGUGGUUCGAGAAUGUGUGGAACUGUCAACGGGACGAGAAUACGCACUUAAAAUUAUCAACAAGAGCAAGUGCAGAGGCAAGGAACAUAUGAUCCAGAAUGAGGUGGCCAUCCUGCGCAGAGUCAAACAUCCAAACAUCGUCCUCCUGAUCGAAGAGGUGGACACGUACAGUGAACUCUACCUGGUCAUGGAGCUGGUCAAGGGAGGUGAUCUGUUCGACGCCAUCACCUCGGCCAACCGAUACACGGAAAGAGACGCCAGUGGCAUGCUUUACAAUCUGGCCAAUGCCAUCAAGUACCUCCACAGCCUCAACAUCGUGCACAGAGACAUCAAACCAGAGAACCUCCUGGUCUAUGAACAUGCAGAUGGCAGUAAAAGCUUGAAGCUGGGAGAUUUUGGUUUAGCGACUGUUGUGGAUGGACCUCUCUAUACUGUGUGUGGAACGCCAACAUAUGUAGCACCUGAAAUCAUUGCGGAAACAGGGUAUGGCCUUAAAGUAGACAUCUGGGCAGCUGGAGUUAUCACAUAUAUUCUUCUCUGUGGGUUCCCUCCCUUUAGAGGAAGUUGUGAAGACCAGGAAGUCCUUUUUGACCAGAUACUGAUGGGGCAGUUGGAGUUUCCAAUGCCGUACUGGGACAAUGUGUCUGAAACAGCCAAGGAGCUGAUCCGGUCCAUGCUGGAGGUGGAGGUUGAUCAGAGAUACACCGCUCUACAAGUCUUAGAGCACCCCUGGGUCACUGACGAGGGUCUGUGUGAGAAUGACCACCAGCUGUCUGUAGCAGGAAAAAUCAAGAAGCACUUCAACACCACUCCAAAAGACAAGGACACAACAGCCGGGGUCUCGGUCAUCUCGCUCGAUGACAGCUUUUCUAUGCAGAGAUCUGGGUCGUUGGAUUUCUACCAGCACCCAGCCAUGUACUGGAUCAGACCACCUCUCUUGAUAAGGCGGGGCAGGUUCUCAGACGAGGAUGCCACCCGGAUGUGAUCACCUUG